Daphnia carinata is the source of this 1393-nucleotide messenger RNA. RefSeq lists its product as uncharacterized. Gene Ontology annotation, cellular component: neuron projection membrane. The record is from RefSeq and is a predicted model, not a curated record. Gene Ontology annotation, biological process: synapse organization. Bases 194 to 1321 code for a protein of 375 amino acids. The transcript has 7 exons. Lineage: Eukaryota; Metazoa; Arthropoda; Branchiopoda; Diplostraca; Daphniidae.
UCAUCGUUCAUUGUUUAAGUGUUGCAACAUUUAAAAAAAAAUAAUAAAUAGAAAAAUUAUACGCCCGAAAACAAAACACGAGGUGUUUCCGUUUCAAUUGUUUUACAUCUCAGCUAUUUUACGAAGGGCAAGCGGAGUAUUCCUGGAACGUCGACGCCAUCUUGUUUUUUUUCUUCUUCCAAGUGACAUCAAAAUGGAUCAGAAAAACAAAACGUCUGGUAGCAAGAGAUUCGUUUGCAACUUCUUCGCCGUGUUCCUGGCCAGCUUGAUAACGCCUCACAUUUCAGCUGUUACGGCUCCUGCUUCAAUAAAUAUGACCCCCGUAUCCACAGAAGCCAACGUAGGGGACAAUAGGCCAGUCGUCGUAGCCGGUGGAUCAGAUCUUCUACGGGCGUUUGCCGCUCCAUUGGCGUCCAGUGGUGUCGCUAUCGAGCUGGAAGAGCUCCUUCCAGAAAUAAUCGAAAAUGGCACGGCCAAUCACAUGACCGUCUUACAGGGUGAGACCGCCCUUUUACCCUGCAAGGCCUACAGCCUCGGCCAGCGAACGGUUUCGUGGAUUAGACGGAGAGACUGGCACAUCAUGUCGUCCGGUAGUCACGUCUACACAGCCGACAGCCGUUUCAGCGUCCUCAACCGGCCCGGUUCGCCUGACUGGAUUUUGAUGCUCAAAUCACCUCAACUUCACGACUCGGGCACUUAUGAAUGCCAGAUUGCGGGUGGACAGGGACAAGUUUCGCACUUUGUGGAACUUUUAGUUUGGAUGCCUGUGGCGUCUGUACUCGAGGGUGGCGAACAUCAUGUCGAAGCUGAGAGUAACAUCCAGCUGCACUGCAAACUUCAUCCGGAAUCGAAGAAUCUUCAGAACAAUCACAGCAAUGGGAACGACACCAACGCCAAUAGCGGCGUCGAAGAACAGCAGACCAAAUUUCCUCAGCUGACUUUACCCACGGUGGGAGGGGGCGGCCUACCGUUCGUUUGGUUCCAUAAUGGCCGGCCGUUGAUUCACGGCAGCAAAUCAUCCGCCGGAUUAGGAUUGGUGUCUGUUUUCUUGGAAGGCGUAUCCGAAUCGGACGCUAGCAAAAGAGACUGGAUGGCGUGGACCAGCCGCCUGGUGAUCCAGCGUGCAGAUCCGGCUGAUUCCGGCAAUUAUACCUGCGUACCGUGGAGAGGGAAGGCCGCCUCAGUCAACGUCUUCGUCUCACAAGGUGAUCGACCAGCGGCGGUUCAGAGACAGUCGGCCCUGAAAUCUUCCAUUCCACUGAAUGUGCUCAUCUUUGGGCUAAAUUUCCUUCUUCUUCAGAUGCCUCUUCAAAAUCGAUAACUCUGAUUUUUUUUUCUUUACGUUGUACCUUCCAUUCGAUUUUCUUUUAUGGUAUCACGAGUCGUUCUUUUA